Peromyscus leucopus (white-footed mouse) is the source of this 924-nucleotide messenger RNA. RefSeq names its product taste receptor type 2 member 107-like. Gene Ontology annotation, molecular function: G protein-coupled receptor activity. Gene Ontology annotation, cellular component: membrane. Lineage: Eukaryota; Metazoa; Chordata; Mammalia; Rodentia; Cricetidae. Gene Ontology annotation, biological process: sensory perception of taste; detection of chemical stimulus involved in sensory perception of bitter taste; G protein-coupled receptor signaling pathway. The record is from RefSeq and is a predicted model, not a curated record.
AUGCUGAGUGUAGCAGAAGGAGUCUUCCUUUUUGUUGCCACUAGUGAGGCAGUGCUGGGAGUUUUGGGGAAUACAUUCAUUGCACUUGUGAACUGCAUGGACUGUGCCAGGAACAAGAAGCUCUCUAAAAUUGGCUUCAUUCUCACUGGCUUGGCGAUUUCCAGAAUUGGUGUCAUAUGGAUAAUAAUUUUACAGGGGUAUGUACAAUUAUUUGUUCCACACAUGGUUACUUCGGGCAAUCUAACUGAAAUUAUUACUUUUCUCUGGGUCAUUAUCAACCACUUAAGUGUCUGGUUUGCCACCAACCUCAACAUCCUCUACUUUCUAAAGAUAGCAAAUUUUUCCCACUCUCUAUUCCUCUGGCUGAAAAGGAGAAUCAGUUCAGUUUUUAUCUUUCUGUUGGGAUGCUUGCUCAUCUCAUGGCUACUGUCUUUUUCACAAAUGAUGAAGAUAAUUAAGGAUAGUAAAAUGCAUCAGGAAAACACAUCUUGGAUCCACCGAAGAAAAAAUUACUUCCUUAUUAACCAAAGUUUAAGCAAUCUGGGAAUCCUUUUCUUCUCUAUGGUAGCCCUGAUUACCUGUUUAUUAAUCAUUUUUCUCUGGAGACACAACAGGCGGAUGCAAUCACAUGUCUCAGGAUUCAGAGACCUCAACACAGAAGUUCACGUGAAAGUCAUGAAAGUUCUAAUAUCUUUUAUGAUCCUCUUUAUCAUACAUGCUGUAGGCAUUGCCAUAGAAGUAGUGUGCUUUACUCUGCCACGAAACCAACUGCUCUUUAUAACUGGUUUGACUGCUACAUGCCUCUAUCCCUGCUGCCACUCAAUCAUCCUAAUUCUAGGAAACAACCAGCUGAAGCAAGCCUCUUUGAAGGUCCUGCAGCACCUAAAAUGCUGUGAGACAGAAAGAAAUCUCAGAGACACAUAA